CUAGAGGUGGUGGGGAAGUAGAGAAGGCCCCGGAACCCUCGCUCAGUGCUGUGUUUCCAGGGGGUGGGAAGGCACCACUUCCAGGGGGGACUCCUUUUACCGUAACACCUAAGGACAGGCUCUGGGCCGCGAAGGCCGGCAACCCAGGCGCUGCGGCGUACGGAGAUAGCGCGCGGGAGUUGCGGCGUGUUCUAGGGCGGGGGCGGGGCAGGUGGGGAGCUGGCCUGUCCCCGAGCCCGUGGGUCCGUUUAACCUGGGCGGCGAACGCGAAGCUGCAGCGGCACCACGGCCACGCUCUUGGCAGCCGUGCCCCGCCCCCUCCCCACGCCUGCCUCCGUAUUCCUCUACCUUGGGCGUGCGACCGGCGCCUCUUCCUCCGCCCCCCUUCCCUGACCUGUCCCUGGCACGCACGCGCCGGCCCAGUCCCCGCGAGAAGAUGAACUUGGAGCGGCUGCGGAAACGCGUCCGCCAGUACAUAGACCAGCAACAAUAUCAAAGUGCUCUAUUUUGGGCAGACAAAGUAGCCUCAUUGUCUCAUGAAGAACCACAAGACAUUUAUUGGUUGGCCCAGUGUCUUUACUUAACAGCUCAGUAUCAUAGGGCAGCACAUGCCCUUCGAUCACGUAAGUUAGACAAGUUAUAUGAAGCCUGUCGGUACCUUGCUGCUAGAUGUCACUAUGCUGCAAAGGAACAUCAGCAAGCUCUUGAUAUCCUUGAUAUGGAAGAACCAAUUAACAAAAGAUUGUUUGAAAAAUACUUGAAAGAUGAAAAUGGGCUGAAAGAACCUUCUAAUGACUGGGAAAUGUCCCAAUCUUCAAUAAAGAGUUCUAUUUGCCUUUUGCGAGGGAAGAUCUAUGAUGCCCUAGAUAAUCGAACCUUAGCAACUUAUAGCUACAAAGAAGCCUUGAAGCUUGAUGUCUACUGCUUUGAAGCAUUUGAUCUUUUAACAUCACACCACAUGCUGACAGCACAAGAAGAAAAAGAGCUUCUUGAAUCUCUACCUCUUAGCAAACAAUGCACAGAAGAACAAGAAUUGCUGCAUUUUCUAUUUGAGAAUAAGUUAAAAAAGUAUAAUAAGCCUAGUGAAACUGUCAUUCCUGAAUCUGUAGAUGGUCUGCAGGACAAUCUGGAUGUGGUAGUGUCUUUGGCAGAAAGACAUUAUUAUAACUGUGAUUUCAAAAUGUGCUACAAGCUGACUUCAGUAGUAAUGGAAAAAGAUCCUUUCCAUGCAAAUUGUUUACCUGUACACAUAGGGACUCUUGUGGAACUGAAUAAAGCAAAUGAGCUUUUCUAUCUCUCUCAUAAAUUGGUGGAUUUAUACCCUAGUAAUCCUGUAUCUUGGUUUGCAGUAGGAUGUUAUUAUCUAAUGGUUGGGCACAAAAAUGAACAUGCCAGAAGAUAUCUCAGCAAGGCUACUACACUUGAAAGAACCUAUGGACCUGCAUGGAUAGCAUACGGACAUUCAUUUGCAGUUGAGAGUGAGCAUGACCAAGCAAUGGCAGCGUACUUUACAGCAGCACAGCUAAUGAAAGGGUGUCACUUACCAAUGCUAUAUAUUGGGUUGGAGUAUGGUUUGACUAACAAUUCAAAAUUGGCUGAAAGAUUUUUCAGCCAAGCUCUAAGUAUUGCACCUGAAGAUCCUUUUGUUAUGCAUGAGGUUGGAGUGGUUGCAUUUCAAAAUGGAGACUGGAAAACAGCUGAAAAAUGGUUUCUUGAUGCAUUAGAAAAAAUUAAAGCCAUUGGAAAUGAGGUAACAGUUGAUAAAUGGGAACCUUUGUUGAACAACUUGGGCCACGUAUGCAGAAAACUGAAAAAGUAUGAAGAAGCGCUAGAGUACCAUCGUCAAGCCUUGGUGUUGAUUCCCCAGAAUGCUUCUACCUAUUCUGCCAUAGGAUAUAUACAUAGCCUAAUGGGAAACUUUGAAAGUGCAGUUGAUUAUUUCCAUACGGCCCUUGGACUUAGGAGAGAUGAUACAUUUUCCGUUACUAUGCUUGGGCAUUGCAUUGAAAUGUAUAUUGGUGAUUCUGAAGCUUAUAUUGGUACAGAGAUCAAAGACAAAUUGAGAUGUUAUGACUUUGAUGUACAUACAAUGAAGACACUGAAAAACAUCAUUUCACCUCCAUGGGAUUUCAGGGAAUUUGAUAUAGAAAGGCAGACUCUGGAAGAAACUGGGCUUAUCCCAUUAGAAACUUCCCAUCAUUCAAGGAAAAACACAGAUUCCAGGCCUCCAUUGGAAGAAACCUUUGAAAUUGAAAUGAAUGAAAGCGACAUGAUGUUAGAAACUUCCAUGUCAGACCAUAGUACAUGAUUCAAAGCCCUGGUCAAAAUUUCAAUUUGCCCUAGUAUGUUAGUAUUUUGUCACAUCCCUGUCAUGUUUGAAGAAUUUGCUAUUUUUUAUAUGAAUCUAAACUACAUCUCUACAUCUAGCAGCGGAGAACUAAUGCCUGCCUUAAAAGACUGGAUAGCACACCUUCACAACAGAUGGUUUUCCAAUUUUACUGAUUCUAAAAAAAAUUACACAUAAUGGAAUAAAGAAGGUAAACCGUCUUGUUUUUUAAACUGUAAUGAGACCCUUUGACUGCUAUUAAAACUGUGAUGAAUGCUAAGAAAUUCAUAUGAAAUUGUUUACAGUACACAUAAAAAUUAAUUUAAAACAGCUAAAGGUUGUUAUAGUGUUAAGGCUGCCAAACUUUUAGCCUACCAGUGAAGCACAUUUUGUCAUUAAAAAAAACACACACAAAAGAAUUAUAAGGAAUCUUAAUACAAAAUUAGCUUUUUGUUCUUUAAAAUAAACUUCUAAGUGAUUCACUGAUCUUUUUAACUUCUAUAUCUUUAGUAUUUGGGAGGCAAAUUUGAUUUCAUCUCAUUUUUGCAUACCAAAUUGAUGACCAAAUUUUUAAGCUAUAUUAAAUGUUUGGUUCUCUUUUUCUAUUUUUGGCAAUUAAUUUUAGCAUCUUAAGCACUUUUCUUAUGUAACUCUAAGAUUGUGUGAAAGGUGAGCUAGUAAUUAUUUUUAAUGGUACAUAAUUUUAAUGUUAUGAACAAAUGACUCCUAGUUAUAUAUAUUCUGAAUUUGAUUUAGAAAAUAUCAGGCACCUUCUUCUGGUAUAAUGUUAGACCUUUUUUUUGUCUCCUAAUAUUUUGUUAAAAUGUGUAGUGUGGCUUAUUUUGAAACUAAAACUGUGAUUUUUUUUUUGUAGUUUAGUCACUUUUAAUUAGCAAGAGUCACCCUACUGUGAAUUCACUGAAAAGAUUUGUAAUUAGUUCAGUUAGGGAACCUUGAGACUGUCAUACUCAUUUCAUACUCACUUGAUGUUAAACUUUACAUAUGGCCCCUUGAGUAAUUCAAAUACCAUUGUAUAUAUUUAGCAAGUAUUUUUUAAUUUUUCUUGUUCCUUUUUGACUCUGGGAUGUUUGAUUUUUUUAAAAACUUAGUUGUGUCCAUUUCCAUUUGUGAAAAGAUUAUAGAUGUAGCUGUAUUGCCUGCUUGAUGAUAUUUCUUAAAUCUACUGCCAGUUUAUAAAAAUAUUUGUUUUAUAAUAACCUAUUAAGUUCAUAAUGCAUGGUAGUACCAUUGAGAUAACUAUUUUGGCUACCACCCCAUCUACUCAAAAUCUCUACCCAGAUCAGCCACCUACCAGCUAGCUAUGUGACCUCAGGCAAAUCAUUUAACUUCUUUGGGCCUCUCAAGUAUCCUCAAACUUAAUGAGGAAGUUAGAUUUGGAUGGCCUUUAAAUUGCCUUCCAGAUCUAAAUUCCAUGAUCCCAUGACCACACAGAAAUAAGAACAAAGGUGGAUAGAUAUUUUACCUGAGUGAUUGGUUUUGAGAAAUUUCACAAAAUGACAGAUGGUGAGCUAGAACAUGUAGGGUACAUUAUGUACGAAGGGCAGUGGUGAUUUUGUUGCCUGGCUGGAUUUUCAAGCCCAAAAACAGGUAGCAUAAUCUUUGAUUUUGACUUGAUUAGAGUAGAAACUUGACAAAGGUGGGAGGUGGGGGUGGAGUAACAAAUGGAUUGGGAAGGAACAGGAAAUGGAGAGUUAUUCUAGACCAGUGAUUCAUUAGUAUAGAAACCACAUUAACAAACUAAAAUAAGAGCUAUCAAUGUUUGGCUUUCCUCUACUAACUCAUCAGUAACUUAAUGUUUAAGAAUUACCAAUAUUACUUACUUUAGAAGGUUUUAAAGUCAUAUUCUUUUUCUUUUUCAUUUCUUUAUUUUUGUUAAAUGACCCCAGCUAAUUUUCCGAAUUCUUAAGAUUUAAAAAAAUAAUAUUUAUAGUACAGCUUCUUUCUCUGAUUUAGAUUAAACCUCUAAAAGAGUUCCCUUCCAAAUUUACUUUUACAUCAAAGAAAAAUGACUUCCCUGGUUUAGUUUGAAACUCCCCAGUCAUUGAAACUUAGUAUUUUUUUAAUGAGAACAGGCUUUACCAGACUACCAAAGGAGUCCACAAUACAAAAAAAUUAAGAACCUGUACUGUGAAGGCCUUAAAAAUUAAUUACAGAGGAGUUGCCAAGCUGCAUAACUGGAGGGAAUUUCCAAAUUGGAUAUUCUUUACAACAGUGCAAUCACAGAACUAGACCCUCUUUCCUCUCUCACAGAAAAAUUAAAUUUCCAAUUAAUACACAAUGAAUCUACAACGAUUUUUUCUGAAUUGAUAAACUGCCUUAAGAACUUCGUCUUAUGCAUUUAUUAGACUAUGUAUCAAAGUUCACAAAAAGUGGACACUUGGUUUUAAGUAAAGGAGAAUAAAAUAACCUAUUAAUCCAGUUGCUGGAUUACAUAGAUAUUCUAAGUUAAUAUCUUUACCCAAAGCUAUACAUUUUGAUGCUCUAAAAAUGUGCCAAUAUCAGUAUCCCUUAUUGCAGUACUUCAACUUGUGAUUUCAUUCCCACUCUUAAUAGGUUUUAUGAAGUGCUUUGGCCAAAAAUAAUCAUCACCUGGUUGUCAGAUGCUAUUCCCAUCUAGUAAAUGAGUUUCCUGUUUGAUCUUACUUUCACUUUCAAGCAACCUAAUAGUUUGGUCUUUGUUGUUUUAGCUAGUCAUGACCUUGAAGUCUUUCUGGCUUGGUAGGGCUUUAUAUAAUUACCCUACUGUCAUAGUCUAUGGGAGCACAAGGUCAUCUUGUACAAUAGGACUUUAAAACUCUUUAAGAACUAUGGUUGAAUGUGAGAUACUAUCUCUAUCUCUGCUAUUUUCUUUUUUUUAAGCUGUGCUGCUUUUCUUCAUAUACCUAGAAAUAAAUGUAAUACUGGAGACCCCGACCUGUGAUAACGUGAAAAAACCCAUAAGUUCACAAAAGUUCAUAUUCAGUGCAUGUACCUUGUACAUAAUAUGUGCUUAAUAUUUGUUGAAUUACUUUGAAUUCUUUGGUAUAAAUUCCAUCAAAGUUUUGUGAAGGAUUUUUUUCCCAAUAUAAAGAAUUAUUAAAUCAGCAUUUUAAUGUACAAAACUGGCAAUACUAAACUCGAAUACCUUUGGAAGUUUUCCCCUUUGUGUAUAAAAAAAACCAACCUAAUUUUCCGCUGUACCCAGGAUUGGAACAACUGCAUUCCACCAGAUUAAAAACCAAAAAUUGAAUAGAAAAGAAGCAAUUUUUUGAUUCAUGUGAAAUAAGCUCCAAUUUAUUUUAUCUUCCAAGCUCUCAACCCUAAAAAAGGGCCAUCCCCCAUUUGUUGUAAGAAAAAAAGUAAUCAGGUAAUAAGAUGUUUGACAACAGUAAAAUUUGCAGAUAACUGAAGCUUACCCCUUAAUUGCUAAAACUUGUUUUUGAAUUUCAAUUAUUUUCAACAAAAAAUAAGCUCAAUACAUUCAUAUUUAUUAUGUGCAAGGCAUGGUGUUAGUGGCUUAGCUAUAAUAAGAGAAAACUACACAGUCUCUUCUUCCAAUGAGGUUAUUAUAGUUUAAUGGAAUGGGGUGGGGGUUGCAACAAAUAUGUUGUGAAGAAGAGCUUAAUGGAGCAAAGAAAAAGUACAAAGUGUUCAGGGAAAUUCAAGGAGGGAAAGAUUACUUUCAGCUCUGGUAGAAGAGUCAGUGAAGGUUUCAUGGCAAAAGCUGCAUCUUGAAGGAAGGAAAGGAUUUCAAUAAGUGAUGAUAAUAACUAGCACUUAUAUAGAUGGAACUGAAGGACUUUCUAUGUUCAUUUUUAGCUAUCUUAAUGAAAAGAACAUAAUUAAACCUUUUCUUCAGUGACUGAGAGCCAUCAUCGUAAACAAAGAGUGGUGGGUACCUUGAUGGACUUCUGCAGUGUAUAGGGCCAUUAUCCUCUGCCUAAAGAGUUCCAGCCUAUCACACUUUUUAACGUUUUUAUUUCUACCUGCCUUAUGCUUCGGCUAUUGUUUCUUGUUACUUUGUUUGCCUUCACCCCUCUGGCCUACUCCCUUAUAAGCAAUUGCAGAGAAAUCUUAAUCACAUCUAAGAUCAUAGAAUGUUCCAGCUCAAGUGACUAAAGAUUAUCUAGCCCAACUACCUCUUUUUAAAGAUGAUAAAACUAAAGUAUGGGUUGGGGGUUGGGGCACACAGGGAGAAUAGAUGAUGGAAAUUGCUUCUAAAGUAAGAUUAAAUUAGCUUGGAACAAGAGCUCCUUAAUACUGAGUAAUGUAUGUAAAUGUUAAGGCUUUGUUACUCUGUUUUGGCUGCUAUUCUUGGCUAUAUUCUGGAUAGGUGAAUUUGCUAGAUAAAUAACCUCUUGACCAUUGAAGUGCUGUCUUAGGUUGACAAAGUCUUAAGUUAGUUUAAGCUUGUAUAUAUUUCUCAUCAACUACUCUACUCUCAGUGCUUAUAAUUUCAGAUAGUAAGUGAAUAAAAAAGCCAAUAGGUUAAUUUUUAACUUCAUACAUUUUUGUUUCCAUAAUUGCCUAUUUUCCUAACAGUUCAGACAGAUGAAUAUUUUUGCUAAAAAUUUAUCUAAAAGAAAAAUAGAGCAACUAGGGGCAGCAAAGUGGUUUAAUAGAUUGAGAGCCAGGCCUAGAGAAGUGAAGUCCAGGGUUCAAAUCAACCUCAGACAUGUCCUACUUGUGUGACCCUGAACCUCUUUUGCCUAGCCCUUACCGAUCUUCUGCCAUGGAACCAAUACUGUGUUUAUGAAAACUAUAUUGCUUCUAAGAUGGAAGGUGAGGGUUUAAAAAAAGAGCAACUGCUUAAUUUUCUUUUAGAAAAAAACUAGAGAUAAAUUUUUGUGGUUAUAAAAUAACAGCCAAUUAUAUAUGAUAGAAAGCAAAAGCUUCUUUGGAUAAGCAUUUCUUUCUUUGGUACUUCCUUGAACAAAAAUGAUGAAGUCAUUCACACCCAUAAUUGAUGCUUGGUCAAAGUUAAUAUAACUUUGUUUUGGUCAUGGAAAUCAAAUAUGUUAAUAUCAAGAAACAUCUGGCAAAACCAAUUUAGUUUCCCAAAAUCACCUUUCUUGCUUUAAGCACUUUAAAAAAAGAAAAUAAAACCCUUACCUUCCAUCUUGGAAUCAAUACUGUGUAUUGGUUCCAAGACAGAAGAGAGGUAAGGGAUAGGCAAAUAGGGGUUAAGUGACUUGCCCAGGGUCACACAGCUGGGAUGUGUCUGAGGUCAGAUUUGAACCUAGGGCCUCCCAUCUCUAGGCCUAGUUCUCAAUCCACUGAACUACCCAGCUGACUCCUCUUUAAGCGCUUUUCUUAAAGGAAAAUUCAUGCUAGUAUUUCUUAAUUGCCCUUUUUAAAAAUACCGUUGUUUUAAAUGGAAAGAAUGAUAAUACCACAGGUAUAUUCAAAUCAUAUUUUAAAGGUUAGGAAAGGAAUUCUGUCUAUGAAGUCUUAAAUCAUAAAUUGUUUAAUGAUUAUAUUUAAUAUCAUAGAAGCAAAAAGUAGCAGUAAACAGUCAAUGUUUAGGAAUGGAAAGGAAAAGGCACUGGACUGUGAGUCUGAAGUCCUGAAUUCAAACCUCAUCUACGACAUUGAUAACCAGGAUACCCCUAAAUACACUUAACAUCCUGGAGUCUCCAUUUGCUCCACUGUAAAAUGAGGAUGACAACCCACAUCACAGGGUUUUCAGAAAGCAUUUUAUAAACCAUCACAAUACAAACAUGAUUUGUCCUAAAUGAGUGCUCUUAUAGUUGUUGGGAAUUGAUAUUUUGAAAAUAAAAUGAACUCUCUUGCUCUCCCAUACAUUGUGAUGUCUUACAUGAUUUGCAUGAUCAAAAUGUUCUUUUUCAAGAUGCAAAAGCAAAAUUGUCUCAUUCCUUUAAUUGAUUUGUGUGAAAACUGAAAUUAAAUAUAACUCAGAGGAGAAAUAGAGAAAGGUAUAACUUGGCUUAAGAAAUAGUAGGAUAAGAAAACAAUGUGUGCACUUAAUAUAUGUCAAGCACUAUGCUCAGUACUAGAGAUAAAGACAAAAAAAAAUCCCUGACCUCAAGAAUAUUAAAUUAUGUUUAAAAGUGUGUGUGCAUGCACAUGCAAAAUAAAUUUCAAAAGUAAGGCACUAGCAUCAAAAAAGAGCUUAUGUAGAAGACUCUCUUAAUCGAGCUUUAAAGGAUUCUAAAGAGUGAAAGGGCAUUCAUCCCAAACUUGGGGAACAAACAGCCUGUACAAAGUUGUAGAGGCAGGAAAAGGAAUAGAGAGAGAACACAUUAAGGAGGUCAGUUUAAACUUAAAAUUUCAUUUAGCAUAAUGCCUGGCACAUAGUAGGUGCUUAUCAAAUUCUAAUUAAAUUGAUUAGUUGACUGGAUGGAGAGAAGUAAUUGACAUUGAAGAUUAACAAUGUAUACUCCGUUUCCUGUUCUGUAAAAUGUUGUAUCCAGUGAAAAUCUUUUGUCAUAAAUUCAUAGAUUUAGACCUGGAAAUGGCCUUAGAAGCCAUCAAAUCCAGUCCCCUGAAUUUACAGAUGAAGAAACUGAGGCACAGUGUGAGGUUUAAAUGACAUUUCCAGUUCACAUAGCUAUUUGGUGUGGGAGUCAGGAUAAAGCUCUUGGUCUUGGUAAUACCAAAUCCAGGGAUCUGUCUGUUAUGCCAUCCUAGCUCAUUAAGCUUUCUUUGAAAACCAGACCAAGCCUGAACACCCAACUGCAGGUUCAGAGGGCACAGUUUCCUCCCUACCCUCACCCAUUUCUCCCUCAUGAUUUAUAACCCAUUUGUUUCCAAAGCAUUUGAGAGGCACCAACAUGGAUUCUUGCCAUACAAUAUCAGGGACUUUAUACCUUUGCACCUGUCAGUUAAGAGAGCCUGGGUUCAUAUCCUGCCUUUGAUGCGACUUGUUUGACUGGAGCAAGUUACUUGAUUGAAUAUCCCUGGGCUUCAGUUUACUCAUUGGUAGAAAUGAGGGAAUUGGACCAAAUAAUCUCCAAGGUCCCUUCAAGUUCAAGUUUUGUGAUCCCAUCAAAAACUUGAAAAAAGUCAUAAUAAUAAAGGACAGACUUAGGAACAUUCUACAUUUAAUAUAACUACUUAUUAAAAAUGUUUGCUCCUAGCAUAUCUGGACUCUAGAGAUCAUCUAUUUUAACCUUGUCAUAUUACUGAUGACCAAUCUGAGAGAUAAUGACUAGUUAAUGGCAGAAACAAGACUUUCCCAAUGUCUCCUGACUUGGUGUUCUCUCUAUAGGUCAUACAGGAUAUUGAAAGUAUUAACAUGUUUGAGAGUCAUCUUUUUGAAGGGGGUAGUCUGAUACAUGUGUUCUAAACUUUUUGCUAGAUAAUACCAAAUCUUUUUGAAUAAGAAAACAGUAAGGAAAAAAUGAUUUCAUUAUUCUUUAGCUGUAACGUGAUUUUUAGAGAAGCAUUGUUAUCUUUUCCACGAAGUCACCAAAUUAGAAUCUUGACCACCCAAAACAGUUGAAAACAUUUCUCCUUAAACUCAUAUCACUUGUCUAUCUGCUUAAAUUCUAUUUGGUGGACAGAAAGACAGCAUUAAACAAGCCCAUGUUAUACCUGCUCCAAGAAAUAAGCUUUGUCCUUAAGUUUUUAUAUCAGUAUUAAAAUUACCAGAGGUGAGUUUUGUCAUUUCAAGUUCAGUAUUGAAAUUACAUGCACUUUUAAAUCAUCAACAGAUGUUUAUUUACAAUUUCAAAAGAUAGUGCUAGGAUAAAGAACACAAAAAAGCACAAGACAAAUCUCUGCUCACAGAAUAUACAAUCUAGUUGAGGAAACAAAACAUAAAAAAAGCUAGUAACAGUGUAAAACUACAUUUGUUCAUAUGCUCUCGCCUCCCUCUCUUGCCUCUUAAAUUCCUAUACAUCUUUUAAGGCCCAAUUCGAAUGACAGCUCUUCCAAGAAUCCUUUCCAGAUCCUUCUCAGCUAGACCUUUAUCUGCACUUCUCUAUCCAUGCUCAUAUUCACUAUUUGUGUUUGUAACCAUAAUUCUCUGAUAUGCAUGAAGGUUGGGAACCAUAUUCUCUUACCUAAGUUUUCUAUCUGAGAGGCAGUGUUUAUUGUAGAGUGGAAUACACACACAUACAAUACAUAAAAGAACGAAAAGAGCACUGACUCAGAAGCCUUUAAUUCUAGCUGGGUAAGCCUAGGCAAAUUCACUUCACCUCUGAGCCUCAUUUCUUCAUCUGUAAAAUUGAAUACUUGUAUUACCCCCUUAAGAGUUGUUGUAAGGAAAGUGCUUUGUAAAUAAAAAAGCAUUUUAUAAAUGUAUGUUGUUUCCCAAGCUAAUUAAUUAUGUUCUGUUUAAAGGUGGCCAUUGUUUGUUGAAAUACUAUUAAAUUCCAACUAACAAAAAUUUAAUUAUCUUGUUAAA
This is a messenger RNA of Monodelphis domestica (gray short-tailed opossum), 10697 nucleotides long. RefSeq names its product cell division cycle 16 (gene CDC16). Gene Ontology annotation, cellular component: anaphase-promoting complex; cytoplasm. Gene Ontology annotation, biological process: anaphase-promoting complex-dependent catabolic process; protein ubiquitination; positive regulation of mitotic metaphase/anaphase transition. The record is from RefSeq and is a predicted model, not a curated record. Gene Ontology annotation, molecular function: protein binding. Lineage: Eukaryota; Metazoa; Chordata; Mammalia; Didelphimorphia; Didelphidae.